ACGGGACGCUGUGAAGAGUUGGGUCGAUUCGAAGAGGGAGCACAGAGACAGGAGCAGGGGGUGUGUUUGUGGGGCCAAAACGAGCACCACGCCGUGUAUGAAAGAGGAAAGCUGGCGGAAUACAACAUGGCAUCCGGGGAUACGCUGUACAUAGAGACGGACGGCUCGGACAUGCCGGCCGAGAUAGUAGAGCUACACGAGAUCGAGGUUGAAACGAUACCAGUGGAAACUAUCGAGACCACGGUGGUCGGGGAAGAAGACGACGACGAGGAGGAGGAAGAGGACGACGACGAAGAUGAGGACGAAGACGACGAGGACGAAGAAGAGGAAGACGACCAGCCUAUGAUCGCGCUACAACCACUGGUUACCGACGACCCCAACUCGAUCCACCACCACCACCAUCACCACCACCACCACCAAGAGGUGAUCCUGGUGCAGACCCGGGAGGAGGUGGUCGGCGGCGAUGACUCCGACCUGCACGCCGACGGGGGUUUCGAGGAUCAGAUCCUCAUCCCCGUGCCGGCCCCCGGUGUGGAGGACGAGUACAUUGAACAGACUUUGGUGACCGUGGCCGGGAAGAGCUCGGUGGGUCGGAUGAAGCGAGGCGGCGGCGGCAAGAAAUCGGGCAAAAAGAGCUAUCUUAGUGGCGCGGAGGCCAGCGGUAGAAAAUGGGAACAGAAACAGGUGCAGAUAAAGACACUGGAAGGGGAGUUUUCCGUCACGAUGUGGGCAUCGGAUCACCAUAAAGACAUUGACCAUGAGUCAGUGGUGGAGGAACAGAUCAUCGGGGAUAACUCCCCGCCGGACUACUCUGAAUACAUGACGGGGAAGAAGCUACCCCCUGGCGGCAUCCCUGGUAUCGACCUCUCGGACCCUAAGCAGCUGGCUGAGUUUGCACGGAUGAAGCCCAGGAAAAUCAAAGAAGAUGACGCUCCCAGGACGAUAGCUUGCCCUCAUAAAGGAUGCACAAAGAUGUUCAGGGACAACUCGGCCAUGAGGAAGCACCUCCACACCCACGGGCCCCGGGUGCACGUGUGUGCGGAGUGCGGCAAGGCCUUCGUGGAGAGCUCCAAGCUAAAACGGCACCAACUGGUACACACCGGGGAGAAGCCUUUCCAGUGCACGUUCGAGGGCUGCGGGAAGAGGUUCUCACUGGACUUCAACCUCCGCACCCACGUCCGCAUCCACACAGGCGACCGGCCCUACGUCUGUCCGUUCGACGGCUGCAACAAGAAGUUCGCCCAGUCCACCAACUUGAAGUCGCACAUCCUCACACACGCCAAAGCCAAAAACAACCAAUGAGACGCUGCGCACUGCCCCGCCCUCCCCCACACACACACCCCGACGGCCCAUUACAACGCAAAACCCUGGCAACGGGUUACCAUGGAAACCUUCGGUUGGAAGGCACGCCACGGAAACGGGAUCUCAAGACUUUACGGUUCGAACGGUGAAGCGAGAUGACAAGACUUUGUUAUAAAUAAGGGGGGGGGGGGGGGGGGGGGGAUUUGGCCAUGUUUUUACCCCCUGCACACACACACACGCACACUUCUGCUGUUGCUUUGGCCAGAUUUCCCCCCCCCCCCCCCCCCCCUCCUGCUCUCACACACACACACACACACACACUCUUCUCCAUGGACUACUAUAAGAGACUAUUUUUACCCACUCCUCUACCGGAGGACCUACACCCUGUCAUGCUUUAUUUCCUUUUUAGAUUAUUCUUUCUUUAAAUUAUAGGGUUUCUUUUCGAUUUUUCUUCAGUGUGCAUAUUGUACACUCGAGACGAUGGGCGUUGUUUACUAAAAAGUAUGAUUUUUGUAAUGUUGUUUUCGUUCUCUCCCCGCUUUGAGUUGUUUAUACGAUUUGACUACAUCAACCGGCCUCCCGCGUGACACAGAGCCCCCGUGAAAGGAGAAAGGGUACGCUUGUUCGUUUGUUUAGAAGGUAGGCACCUCCUUAUUGAUUGUAGUUUUCUCUAACCAACAGAAUAACCUUGUAUACCUGUAUCGUAUGGCUGUAUUACAAUUAUGUAGACAUAGAGGCGUGAUUUCAAGUGUUACCCGAUGAAACCUUUGGUCAGUUGCUUUAUAUUUUGUAUGAAAUGUUGCGACGGCGCGAAAGGAGAACCUUCCCCCGUAUUAAAUUAUCCGGCGAUUUAUGUCUCCUAGACUACAAGACCAUCACCUUCUUUCUGUUUAGUAUGUAAUGUACAGCUGUACAAAUGUUUCACAUCCCUUUCAUUCAUAUUACACCAUAUAUCUCAACAGCCCCAUCAAUAAAGGGCAAUUUCCACCCUGUUCGCAAAAA
Messenger RNA from Gadus macrocephalus (Pacific cod), 2304 nucleotides. RefSeq names its product YY1 transcription factor b (gene yy1b). Lineage: Eukaryota; Metazoa; Chordata; Actinopteri; Gadiformes; Gadidae. Bases 127 to 1302 code for a protein of 391 amino acids. The transcript has 5 exons. Gene Ontology annotation, cellular component: PcG protein complex; transcription regulator complex. Gene Ontology annotation, biological process: regulation of transcription by RNA polymerase II. The record is from RefSeq and is a predicted model, not a curated record. Gene Ontology annotation, molecular function: RNA polymerase II cis-regulatory region sequence-specific DNA binding; DNA-binding transcription factor activity, RNA polymerase II-specific.